This is a messenger RNA of Musca domestica (house fly), 1356 nucleotides long. Its product is annotated as aldo-keto reductase family 1 member A1. Gene Ontology annotation, molecular function: aldose reductase (NADPH) activity. The transcript is spliced from 6 exons. The record is from RefSeq and is a predicted model, not a curated record. Lineage: Eukaryota; Metazoa; Arthropoda; Insecta; Diptera; Muscidae. Gene Ontology annotation, cellular component: cytosol. Bases 231 to 1199 code for a protein of 322 amino acids.
CGAAUACGUUCAGUUGAGUUUGAAUUCUUGUUGUGUUCGGAAGUAACAUACGGAAAAUAGAAUAAAAUAUAGCUAAACUAUAUAGAAGAUAUUAACCCAAUUUUGUUUUGUUUAUCGAGAAAAGAUAACAAAAAACGAAACAAAUAUUUGUCAACACGAGUUUUAAUAAAGAAUUGUUUAAGAGUUUUAAAAGCCUUUUUGCAGAACAUUAAAAGUAAACUAAGAACAAUAUGACUUGUGAUCAAUAUUUAACCUUCAAUAAUGGCAUGAAAAUGCCGGCUUUAGGCUACGGCACCUGGCAAGCGCCAGACGAUGAAGUUGAAACGGCUUUACAUUUUGCCCUAGAAGCUGGCUACAGGCAUAUCGAUACAGCCCCGGUAUAUAUGAAUGAAAAGGCUAUCGGACGUGUUCUCAAAGAAUGGUUAGAUUCGGGUCGUGUCAAACGUGAGGAGUUGUUUAUUACCACAAAGCUACCACCGCCAGCCAAUGUUCCCGAUUAUGUUGAGCCAACAUUGCGUAACUCCUUGGCCGACUUGCAAUUGGAUUAUAUCGAUUUAUAUUUGAUACACACCCCGUUUGGUGUUAUGAUGGAAAAUAACGAUUUCAAGCGUGAUGAAAAUGGACUUAUUGUCGUGGAUCCUACCACAGAUCAUAUUGCCGUUUGGAAGAAAAUGGAGCGACUAUUAGAUUUGGGUUUGGCCAAAUCAAUUGGCAUUUCCAAUUUCAAUCAGAAACAAAUCCAAAGGGUUUUGGAUAACUGCACAGUUAGGCCAGCAAAUUUACAGAUUGAACACCACGUCUAUUUGCAACAACCCGAGCUAAUUGAUUUUUGCAAAACAGAAGGCAUUACCGUAACCGCUUAUUCACCACUCGGUUCCAAGGGUAUUGCCAAUCUUAACAAAAUGGCUGGCGUUGAGAGGGAGUUGCCGGAUCUUAUGGAUAUUCCAGAGGUAAAAGAAAUUGCUGAGGCCCAUGGCAAAACACCGGCCCAAGUUCUACUUCGAUGGAUAUUGGAUAGCGGCGUGGCAGCCAUACCGAAAAGCACCAAUGCCAAGCGUCUGAAAGAGAAUUUAGACAUUUUCGAUUUCAAUCUGACCGACGAAGAAAUGGAGAAAAUGAAAUCUCUGGAUGCCAAUGUACGCAUCUGUGAUUUUAAAUUUUUCCCAGGUGUGGACAAACAUCCUGAAUUCCCAUUUUAAGGUCUCUCGAGAAGUUUUUACAUUUAUUGAAAUCUGUAUUUUACUUGUAGCUGAUAUCCACAAUUUGCUUCGUAUUGCAAGCUUGAAAUGUUAAAGAGUAUUUUUUUAAUUAAUUUAUAAUUUGCCCUCAAUAAAGUGUUCGAAAAAUUGUUUGAAA